CUGAUUAUACCACUCUCGGUAUCUUUCUCAAUCCCUUGUCCCCAUCUCGGAGUCUCCCCUCCAUAAAAUCUUCUCCCCCCUCGUAUAAAGAAGUUGAGAUCGCCCGCCCUUCCAUGCCUCAACUUGGCUGUGCAAAAACCAUGGACCACUGGUGGCGGUCAACCUUUGCCCCUUGACGGGAUGACGUCGCGGGGGGCCAUUGCGCGUACGUGGGCACCACUAAUAUCUCUGGCCAAAUAUGCCACGCAGCUGCGACGCUAAUCCGCCAUGGUUCGCAUGUCACAGCCUUCUUUCGAAACCCAACGUUCGACGGUUUCCAAGUUUCUUCGGUUGGAUUGCCAAAAACUGUCACCCCGGAUCGGCAACAUUGUCUCGCACGUCCCGAACACGGUGGAUAAGAGAAUGGCCAUGAGACACUUGAAACAGACAUGUACCGGUGGGCAGGCAAACGAACACGAAGAACCAUGGCCCACUGCGUACCAAUCUAGAUACGUACGUGGACAGCUGGGGAAUGGAUAUAUGAUUUGCCCGCCAGAUGACAAGUGCCUCGGGGAUUUAUCCACUGAUAAGGACUCAAAGUCAGACUUCAACCCACAUUCGGAUCUAAUUUCUUUUAUUUUUUUAUCCAUUCGGCUUCAUCUCGCCGCCCCGCCCAUUCUGUGUCUUGACUCUUUUCGGCUUUCCUGCCUCUUCGAAUUCGUAGUUCUUGUGUCGCUUAUUCUCCAUCAGGGUAUCUUUGGGAUAUACUAAGCUUACUCAGUACAUUUCCGCUUUCGGAAAACCCCAAAACAGCCUUAACAGUCAAUGUGGCGCCCAGCAAGGCUUAGCCAGGCUGACCUUAUAAGGAAAGAUAAUGGCCCCCAGGAUUAGUAGUGGAUAUUAUCAG
This is a messenger RNA of Aspergillus neoniger CBS 115656, 886 nucleotides long. RefSeq lists its product as uncharacterized. The transcript has a single exon. The coding region runs from base 268 to 750 and encodes 160 amino acids. Lineage: Eukaryota; Fungi; Ascomycota; Eurotiomycetes; Eurotiales; Aspergillaceae. The record is from RefSeq and is a predicted model, not a curated record.